AAAAUUAAGAUAAUUCUAGAAUAUGGCUCAGAAUCAACAUGUUAGUGUGAUUAACACAUUUUGAAUGUCAUGGCGUAUAGCGUCGAUCAAUAUGUAAAUGAAUUCAAAUAACUUGUGGCAUUGCAACUAAGUAGGUCGAAAAAAUUCUACAAUUUAUAUUUUUAACGUCUAGAAAAAUAUAUACUUAACAAAGUAAAUAAAUAGAUACCUAUCUUAAAUAGCUAGUGUUAUUUGGGUUAUCCCACUGACUAACUAUUUUAAGCUAUCACCAAAUUUAUUUUGUCAUAUUUUCAGCCUGAUGAUUAACUAGGAACACCUCUAGAACACCUUUUUUGGACCUAUGGUUAAAAAGUUAGAGGGGGGGGACACAUUUUUUUUUCUUUCGGAGCAAUUAUCUCCGAAUAUAUUCACUUUAUCAAGAAAUGUUAGUUUUGAUAGACCUUUCCAACGAUAUCCCACACUGGAGGGUUAAAGCAAAAAAAAAAAAUCACCCCCACUUUAGGUGUAGGGGAGGUACCCUAAAAAAAAAUUAAAUUUUUAGUUUUUAUUGUACGAUACUUUAUUGAUUUAUAUAUCCAUGCCAAAUUUCAGCUUUCUAGCACUAUCGACCACGGAGCAAAGCCUCGGACAGACAGACAGACAGACGGACGUGGCGAAACUAUAAGGGUUCCUACUUGACUACGGAACCCUAAAAAUGUUCGUGUCGUUCAGUUUUAGAGUAGUUACGAAAUCGGCUGUCGCUGGAAAAAUAUAUUUAUUUUGAUAUUUUGUCAGUAUUGCCAUUAAAAUAAUGAUUUUAGUGGUAACAACUGAGAAUAAAAAUCCCACUAGUUACCAAAGAGCAUAUAAUCACUACGUUUUACUAGUUACUGCCGGUUGGUGAGAUACCUGUCAAUAAUAUGUAUUGUUUGUUAUUUUAUUGUACCUACCCGCCCAAUAUAUGACGCCAAGGCAUGCGCAUUGGAAUAGCCAUUCUAUAUCAGCUAUCAAUAGCAACAUUGUGUGCAUAUAUUUAAAAUUUUAAGUGUGGUUUCUGUCAUCCGCCCAGGGUACUACGAUCUUUUGACGUCAAUAACCCAAUUAAGAUAAUAAGAGUCAAACGUACCUAUAUUCUUGUUUACAAAGAUAUGUCUAAGUUAGAUAAUACACUUACACAUAGGUAUGUACCGCAGUUAUUGGCUUGUAUUUGUUAUAUUGAGUGAACGCGUUAAGUUAAAUUGAAUUUAUAGAAAUCAUAAACGCUAUUGCGAAAAUGUUAUUUACGGUAUUCUUGUUUUUGUUAAUAUCUGCGAGCGUUCUUAGUAGUAACAGCAAUACGAACACCGUGAACGGUGAACAAUAUAUUUUCGACUUCACUGGGCCGGACGGCGUGGAAGGAUGGCAGGAACAAUCGGAUACCGUGCGCUCUGUGGGAAUGUCCAAAGCAGUUCUAGUCAUGCACCAGAACACUGAAUACAAACGAGCGAUAUUCUUCGCCCUGCUGAAUCCUCAGACAAAUGGGGCUGGGUUCGCUGGAGUCAGGGCUUUAAGGAAAUAUGAUCUGACGGGGCACACGAAGUUGCAGUUGCGGUGCCGUGCCCAGGGACAGUUCAACGGCUUCAAAGUCGUCUUACGGCAUAAGGAUUUAAACAACGAGCCAAAUUGUUCCUUUGAACAGUAUUUCCAAGGUCCAAGGAAUGAAUUUGCUGUCCGUGAUCUGCCCUUUUCGGAAUUCAAAGCAUAUUAUCGUGGCAAACGAGUCAGUAACGAGACCCUUGAUAUCUCCCAAAUAACUAGUAUUGGUAUCCAAAUGUACGGAGGAGUGUACCAGCCUGUUAAACAGAAAGGUCCUGCAACUUUAGAGAUAGAUUGGAUAAAGGCAGUAUAGCACCUGUGAUCUAAGAGUAAAAAUGAUGAGCGAUUGUUAUGUAAAUACAUAUUUUUAAUAUGAAA
Molecule: messenger RNA, 1932 nt
Organism: Cydia pomonella (codling moth)
Lineage: Eukaryota; Metazoa; Arthropoda; Insecta; Lepidoptera; Tortricidae
Exons: 3
Coding region: 1253-1867 (204 amino acids)
Biological process (GO): NADH dehydrogenase complex assembly
Source: RefSeq, a predicted model, not a curated record